UGCAACAUCUUCUGUUCAUAAUUUAGCGUUCCACUUAUUUAGUAUCUAUAAAACCCAGAGACGAAUACCUAAGGUAGUCCCAGUCUACUGUUCUUGUAUCAAACGCUUGACUUGGCCAAUAUAAUCAAUCGCAAUGAUCGGGAGAAGUAAAUCAAGCCUAAACCUAAACGACUCAACCCAAACCCAAGUCGAAAGACCUACAAGAAACCUCCAGAGAAUGCGAAACAGCAUCACAACGGAUAGCAUUGACACACUACGGACAACGCUGAAAGCUGCGCCGCUGAUGAAGUCGGUACGGUUUCAUGGACCCGGGGAUAUCCGGGUCGACGAGAUUGAUGAGCCGUUUUGUAGAGCGGGAGAGGUUAAGAUUCGGCCUGCUUUUGUUGGGAUUUGUGGGAGUGGUAUGUCUUCCUCUGGAAGGUUUGAUGAGCAAAUGUGCUGACGACGCAGAUCUGCACGAGUAUAUGAGUGGGCCGAUUUUGAUUCCGAAAGAACCGCAUAAUAUCACAAAGACGAAAUUUCCCGUGACGAUGGGGCAUGAGUUCGCG
This is a messenger RNA of Aspergillus glaucus CBS 516.65, 548 nucleotides long. RefSeq lists its product as uncharacterized. NCBI's taxonomy places the organism in Eukaryota, Fungi, Ascomycota, Eurotiomycetes, Eurotiales, Aspergillaceae. The record is from RefSeq and is a predicted model, not a curated record. The coding region runs from base 134 to 442 and encodes 102 amino acids. The transcript has a single exon.